UGGUCCGGCCCUGUCACGUGUCCACAGUCUCCGGUCAUCCCCUGUACUGUGUCCGCAGUCUCCGGUCAUCCCCUGUACUGUGUCCGCAGCCUCCGGUCAUCCCCUGUACUGUGUCCGCAGCCUCCGGUCAUCCCCUGUACUGUGUCCGCAGCCUCCGGUCAUCCCCUGUACUGUGUCCGCAGCCUCCGGUCAUCCCCUGUACUGUGUCCGCAGCCUCCGGUCAUCCCCUGUACUGUGUCCGCAGCCUCCGGUCAUCCCCUGUACUGUGUCCGCAGCCUCCGGUCAUCCCCUGUACUGUGUCCGCAGCCUCCGGUCAUCCCCUGUACUGUGUCCGCAGCCUCCGGUCAUCCCCUGUACUGUGUCCGCAGCCUCCGGUCAUCCCCUGUACUGUCCGCAGCCAGUCCUCCCCGGUCCGCAGCCUCCGGUCAUCCCCUGUACUGUGUCCGCAGCCUCCGGUCAUCCCCUGUACUGUGUCCGCAG
This is a messenger RNA of Staurois parvus, 480 nucleotides long. The record is from the annotation of a GenBank genome assembly. Lineage: Eukaryota; Metazoa; Chordata; Amphibia; Anura; Ranidae.